Vollenhovia emeryi is the source of this 4333-nucleotide messenger RNA. RefSeq lists its product as uncharacterized. NCBI's taxonomy places the organism in Eukaryota, Metazoa, Arthropoda, Insecta, Hymenoptera, Formicidae. The coding region runs from base 108 to 1535 and encodes 475 amino acids. The record is from RefSeq and is a predicted model, not a curated record. The transcript is spliced from 6 exons.
UCGGCUAUCUCGGUCCCCGGUGUUAGCGCGGACGUGCCCCCGCGACUACACGCCGCACCGUCGGGGAAUGCGUUUUCGCGAGCGUCGGUGGAUCCGAAGGCGCGAUUAUGCCAUCACGCUACCAUGGGAUAUUUGUCUUGUGUAUCGCCACGGUAGCAUCCUGUCCGCCGGCGGGGGGACGGUGCUCUGUCUGGCGCGCACUAAGUAGCGUAAGCGUGCUGCUCACCUUGCCGGAGAUGACGCGCCAAUGGUCGCUCUUAGGACUGAAUAUCUGGCCGAAUCACGCGGCGGAUAAGCCGACGUCUAACGAACUCCUCGAACGUGACGCGACUCGAUUUUCCCGGGUGCUGAACUUCUUUCCCGUUCCGGUCGAGGAAGAGUGCCUGUCCGAGGACAAACGACGUCAGGGAAUAUGCAUGAAUACAUAUGAGUGCCGCAUUCAGCGCGGGCAAUCUCACGGACCGUGCGCGCUCGGUUUCGGCGUGUGCUGCAUAUUCACGGCAAGCUGCGACAGUGAGGUACAGAAUAAUCUGACCUACGUGACCAGUCCUGGUUUUCCCAACCUCAUCGACCGGCCUAUGAACUGCACGGUGGUUGUACGGAAGAUCGAUACGGAGGUCAGCCAGUUGAGGAUCGACUUCGUCCAUUUCAACAUUGGUCAGCCAAACGCCGUGACCGGCAUGUGCGACGGAGAUGUCAUGGUAAUUAACAAUAACAGGACGUCUCUCGAACUGUGUGGAUGGAACAGCGGGCAACACGUGUACGUGGACGUGGGCGAAGGCGACGAACCAAUCACUUUAAACUUCCGGCUGCCGAGCGGGCUGCAGCCACGAAUGUGGGAGAUGCGGGUGGUGCAACUGGGUUUCGAGCAACGCGCUCCGGUCGGGUGUCUCCAAUACUUUCUCUCGUCCAGCGGCACGCUGAGGACAUUCAAUUACCUCCCGAACGGCAGAUACCUCGCCGAACGCGACUACCUAUUAUGCGUUCGUCAGGAGAGGGACAUGUGCGGUAUCGCUUAUCAGCCCUGCACGCCAAACUCUUUUCGGAUAGGUCCCGGUAGGCCUCAGGACACGUCCAACGCGACCGGCAACGUCGUGCCCGCAGCGAUCGCCACGAACGGCGGAAACGCCUCCGCUGUCGAUCUAAACGUCGCUCCCGCAAACGGUCUCGACGCGGACGUCGUCGAGGGAUCGGGUGCGGGAUCACCCGACCAGGAAAUGGCUUUUACUCCCAGCACGAAUUCGGUCCAGCCCUUCCUCGGGAGACGAUGCAGGGACAGGAUACUCAUUCCUUGCGAUUUUGAGGAAUUUAUCACACCGGGAAACAACAUGGCAGGCAUCUGCAAUUUGGAGCGUUGCGGCAGUUCGCUGUGCGGCGUGAACGAACUCGAUGCGGAGGGUAACUGCCGGGUCGAGACCUGGACUACCCCCUUUCGUAUAAGGGUGGCGUUCGGUCCGUCUGUUAACACGGAUGGCGCAUUGGAAGACAAUGCCGGCAUGUGCCUCAUGUACCAGCAGCUAGCUUGCGUAGCCUGAGCGUUUAUAAUUAUCCCGCUCUCCGCAGGACGCAUAAAGCGCAAAGCAGAACGCUAGAGACGACCUAUAAACGCGGAGACGACUGUUACUGUCGAACCGAGGAGGGAAGCGCCAUCGACUGCGAACGCCCGCUUCUGCGGCAUUGUUUCCGCAACGACGUCGCUCUCGCGGCGGGAAAUACGGGAAAGUACUUUCGAAACGGGACAAAGGAUAUUUCGCGGAUUUCGCCCGCGCGGGUGUUCGGGCCGGCUGAUGGACGCGGGAUUACGGGAUGGGAAUUUGCGGGGCUCGGACGGUGGUGAGAGAAUCGCGCUUGUAAAGCCAAUUGAUACCACAAAGCGAGUCAAAGAGUCAAAUAGUUUUUAUUUACAAAUGAACUAGCUUAAAUCGUAAACGCAGCGCACAACUCUCGAUAUAGUGAUAGAUAUAUUUAUAUAUCUGUAUAUAUAUAAUAUAUAUAAUUCGCCUUUGUGUCCCGCUUCUUUUUUUCUUCUUCUUCUUAUUCGAUUACCCGUCACGAUCAUCGGCUACGAUACGCAGUAUGUGUUUUAAUCACGGGGCACCGGCAUCUCACCGCCGAGGUUCCUCGAGCGCGAGAUUAGCGGCAAAACGCUUAUCUAUUAUGUAUAAUAACGUACGGUGGUAGUUUUCGCUGCGGAAGGCGCCGACGACAAUCACGGCAAUCGUUAGCGAUAACGAUAAUGACGUUACAAGAAUAAAUUAUAAUGUCGUUAAUACAAUAAUGUCGACGAUGACGACGGCAUCACCUCGAAUUGCUCUCCUAGAAGAAACGUGCGCUUCGUCACCUUGUCCCCCCCCCCCUCCCCUCCCCACGGGGAAGCCAAGAUCGCGUUAGUCUUUCUUUUAUACAAGCUAUCUCGCAUAUAUCUAUACGCCGUGUGUGGUAAUUAUAAUUCGUAAAUUCAUCGCGGUAACGAUAAGGAAAAUUAGCGGCAAUAUAAUGGAGACAAUUCGACGACAGUGGUGAAACUGCAGCGGUUAACUUCGAUGUCGUCGUCGGCGACACGUCGCUGUCGUACAAUUCGAAAUCAUACGUAUCUACCUACGAAGUCAAAAGGGCUGUUAAGUAGCGUAAGAGAGGGCGGUGAUCGCGACGAACGUGUGUAAUGCAAAUGUGUACGUGAUUACGCGUGUCUCUGUGUACUUUUGUCACUUGGUGCGGGGGGCACACGCGUUUCUGUCCUAAUUACUCUACCGAUACAGUUUCGGAUGUCCGUGGGGCGUUUAACCCACCGAGCGCUGAGGCCAUGUACCGAGGGGUGAAUCCACGUUAAGUUCAAAUAAAUUAAUACGCGGCGCAGAGAGGGAGAGAUAGAGAGAGAGAGAGAGAGAGAGAGAGAGAGAGAGAGAAAAAAGAAUUUAUUUCUCCAUCUUCGGAACGACAAUAUUCUCUCAUCUUACGUCGAAAUGCGUCACGCGUGCGUCGGCUGAAAGUGAUAAUUUCCGACGUGAUAAUUUUUCGUAAUGGGGAAAAGUCGAACGUGUUCGGUGGUUCUGUCUUCGGAUCGAUUAAGCACCCCACCGCAUCCGAUUGAGCUACGUGUUCCCGAAGAACUGUCGGACGUUCGUCGUUGUAUUUACAUCGUCGAGCGAUACAACGGAGCACUGUACAAUUCGCGAUGCUCACGGCGUGCGCAGGUAACGCGAGACUCGGGGUAAAUGACGGUUGACGGUGCCGCACGGAGGCGGCGAUAUCGAAUCCGGAGGAUACUUCCUCGAACAUCCGAUAAAAGAUUCGGGAUUCCGCCCAGGCCGAGGCGAAUCCGAUCAUCUCGGAAUCUCCGCCGAGUUUCCGCGAGCGUUUGAAAAAUUCACGUAACACGAGAGUACCUCUCUCGGCACAAGGCUCUUUUUUUCCAUUAUCCUAGCGUCCUUGUAGCGAGAGAUUUUUUUAUCGAACCACCCGAGAAGUUGCCGUACGUACGGAAUGUACGUUCGGCUAUUCGAAACUUCUACGGCUAUCCGAAUUUGUUAAUUAACCCGACCGACGUCCGAGUCGCGUCCUGAGAAAAAAUCCGGACGCGGCUCGAUUUGUGCCCGCGCAACCUGCGCAUCCUGCUACUCAAUCAAACCGAAUUUCUACGUAUUAGAAAACCUGGUAUUAGAAAACCUGGACUUCCACCCUCGAUCCUGAAAGCGGACGCGGCGGAACCAGCGGAGAGACGCUUACGGAGAAGCAACGCGAGUCGAUCGGGACUGCCAGAUUAUUUUUCUCCCGCGUCGAUCGAUUUCUGAACGUUCAACGAUGUAACGCGGGGGGUUUGCGCGGAGUCGAAAUUGGCACCCGAAUCAGCGGAAGGUAGCGGCACGUAAGUAAACGCGCGGCGAGAGCGUAGUUAACGCGCUUCUAGCGAGUCGGCAAAUGGGUAAUCGAUGGCCAUUAAUCAAUUUCGACUGGCGCGUCCGCGGCGCGUCGCGUUAUCAUAAAGCCCGGGCCUCAAAGUGGGACGCUCGAUGUGAGGGCACGUGGGGUACGCGCGCCGGGAAGAGCCUGGACGACACCGCCCAGGGGUGAGGAGAGAGAAAAAGGUCUAGCAAUCCGGCGGUCCCGCAGGUCCAACGUAAAGCAAAAGGAGCGAGCGCGGUGGUGUGAAGCCGCAAGCGGCGAACGUACAUUACUGUAAAUUAUGCUAACGUUACUGGCCGUCACGAAAGAGAGUAGGUACCAUAAGACUUGGCUACAAAUGGUGCGGCACUAGAGCAACAAUACGUGUGCGGAUCGCACGCGCGCACACACACACACGCACACGCACACGCAUUCAUCCACCCACACACAC